Messenger RNA from Thamnophis sirtalis, 948 nucleotides. The record is from RefSeq and is a predicted model, not a curated record. Lineage: Eukaryota; Metazoa; Chordata; Lepidosauria; Squamata; Natricidae.
CGGUUGGUAGCAGCCAUGGUCGGCGGAGAAGCGAAAGCCGCAUCACCACAGCAGCUGUUUGUGUCUAUCCGGCCAGAGUAGCUGAUGCAGUUAAGGCUCUCAAAUCUGCUAGCUGUCAGAUCCCAGUGGCUUCAGUGGCAGCUGGAUUCCCAGCAGGACAGACGCCUCUAAAGACACGUUUAGAGGAGAUCCAGCUAGCCAUAGAAGAUGGGGCCAAAGAGAUUGAUAUUGUCAUUAAUCGAACCUUAGUACUGACAGGCCAAUGGGAAGGUUCCGAUUUUAUCAAGACGUCUACCGGAAAAGAAGCGGUGAAUGCUACUUUCCCAGUGGGGCUGGUGAUGGUGAGAGCUGUUAGAGACUACUACUGGAAAACUGGCUAUAAGGUUGGAUUCAAACCUGCAGGAGGCAUUCGCAAAGCCAAGGAGGCCUUGAUCUGGCUUUCCCUGAUGAAGGAGGAAUUGGGAGAGGAAUGGCUGAAGCCGGAACUCUUUCGCUUGGGGGCCAGUACUUUGCUGGGAGACAUUGAAAAACAGAUUUAUUAUCACGUGACCGGCAGAUACCCAGCUUCCUAUGACCUGCCCAUGGCUUAAACCAGUGACGGAGUCAUGCUGUGAAAGAGAGAAAGAAUUAAGCCAACAAUGUUGUGGAUUAUUUCCCCUGCCCCCCCCUUCCUGAAACCACAUCUUUACUAAGUGCUUUACAAAACGGAUUAAAACUGUGGUGCCUCCAUUUCACAGUUUCAGUGUUCUUAGAAUGGCCCAGGUGAAUCAAUGGAGAAAAUCUUUGAAUGCUGAAAAUUUCUAGUGUUAAUUUUUUUGUAAUGGCACCCAUUGACCUCAGCCUGGAUUUCAGGAAACAACCAGCAAAAUGGUUAUUUUAGGGUGAAUUUUGUACUUGAAUGAAGCAUUUGUGAAUUGUCAUAUAUAUAUAAAGUAUACCAAAAUCUGA